ACCAUUGCCCUCAGCCUACGAGUUACGCUCAGACUCUCCCUCUUCGCAGUUCGCACACGCACGGCCGCCGCCGCCGCCGCUUCGCACACCCCAUGCCGUGAGGACAAGGAGGUCGAGGGAGCGGUCGGGGAGGAGGGAGAGCAGUGGGUCGAGCGCCGUCUCCGUGCUCCGCGGCCGCAUCCGCAUCCGUCGCCGCAUCAGAUCCAUCGGCCGCAUCCGUAUCUGGUAUUGGCUUCCUAAAGGAUCAAUGUCGACUAUCUCUGAUCAGAAAAAACGCACGUUGGAAGCCCUUCAGCAACAGUAUACUGCUGCAAAAGCUAAGAAAUUGCAAGAUGAACAGGUUAAGAGUCAGAAGAAGAGCAAUUUCAAUACCCCUAAGCCUAAAUUUGAUGCACCAAGGAAAGGCAAAGGUCCAGAAAUCACUCCUCGUCAAACAUAUGCCCAGCCUUCUCCUCAUAAAGGGGUAGCAUUUUCCAGUUCUAAUCGCCAACAAAAGCCUUCUGCAUCCUCAGGUGAAGAAAUCAAUCCUGUGUAUGGCGAACUUUCUUGUGCCUUUCAUGACAAUUUGUCCAAAGAUGGUGUCUCGGAUUUGGAUGGCACAGAGGUUGUUCACAGUGUUAUAUAUGACAUAAUUCAGAAAGGCGGAGAUGCUGGGAAAAUUACAAAGGGAGCCAAAAAGUUGAAGCUGGAAAAAGGGAUCCUUUUGGAUAAUUAUGUUCAGAGGGGUCCUAGAUUAGUGGAUGCCCAAGCAAGAUCUUUGCUGAUUCAUUCAAAGCGAUCAAAAAGGCACAUGUCUCUGAAACAACAUAAGAAAUGUGGUUCAUUUGAUUUAGAUGGUACAUUCCACAAGUAUGACUUCUAUAAACCAAUGCAUGAGAUGUGGAAGGAUUAUAUCAGAGAGGUUAUGAAAGUAACCCCGAAAAAGAAAUUGUCUGAAAACCUUCUUUCAGCAGAUCUUCACGGGGCCCUUCUAAUAGUGGCAGAAUGUAAAGCUGCUUCAUAUCAAGGUGUAAACGGCAUCAUGAUUCGGGAUACUGCAGAGACAUUUGGAAUUAUAUCCGAGGACAACCGCUUCCGAGUUGUACCAAAAGCUGGUUCAGUUUUCAUACUUCAAGCAGAGUGCUGGAAGGUCACACUGAUCGGCGACAAGCUCUCGCCCAGGGAGAAGCUGAAGGAGGACCAGCGUCAACACCGUGCACAAUCGCAAAUCAGAUAGUUUCCAAUGUGCCAACUGUUUUGUGACAGAAUUUUUGGCCUAGGAACAUUUGCUUUUGUUUAGGUCCUGCCACUUAAGCAUGGCAUUUUAUUCUCUCUCUAGAGGCUCUGACAUUUCCUAGCGACUGACUGACAGCUUGAGAUGUAAAGGGUGACCGACAUUACUAAUCUCAGGUGUGUGACCAUGAGUCCGGUAAUCCGGUGACUGAUUAUUGAUUAUGGGCGAAGCAAAUCCAUUUUCGGUUUCA
Sorghum bicolor (sorghum) is the source of this 1463-nucleotide messenger RNA. RefSeq lists its product as uncharacterized. Bases 248 to 1216 code for a protein of 322 amino acids. The record is from RefSeq and is a predicted model, not a curated record. The transcript is spliced from 9 exons. Gene Ontology annotation, molecular function: ribonuclease P RNA binding. Gene Ontology annotation, cellular component: ribonuclease P complex; ribonuclease MRP complex. Gene Ontology annotation, biological process: tRNA 5'-leader removal; rRNA processing. NCBI's taxonomy places the organism in Eukaryota, Viridiplantae, Streptophyta, Magnoliopsida, Poales, Poaceae.